UCCAUAGUAGAUACCUAUUUUUUUGUAUAUAAUAUAAUAUAUACAUUUAAGCUUGUUAUAUGAUCAACAACAAUUGCGACCAAAAGUCCUUUGACCAGUUUUAAUAGGUAGGUAACUGAUAAACCUACGUACCUAUAUAUAGUGAGUUAUUAUUGAACCAUCUUACGUCUUAAGUUUUAGUGUUGUACCUAUACAAAAGCACGUUACCCUGGAUACACCGGAAAAAUGUCUUAACACGCAAGUAUACGUCAUGUAUUCACUAAUCGGUGCUAUGUAGGAAUGUUCGACUGUUAUUCGUUCACAUUAUUGCACACUGGAACACCAAAAUACUCGUACAUAAACUGUUGCAGAUUAUGUCGUAUAAAUCAUUUAAAAUAUGUGUAGUUUUAGAUAUUUUAGACGUCACGUGUCCCGGUGUGUGGAUAUGUCCCAAAGGAAUGAUAUAUCUCGAUAUUUGGUUGUUCGGGUGUAACAGUAGCACAUCGUAUGUAGAACCCAAAUUUCCUUUAGCUUUCAAUGAAACAUUUAGCUUCCACAAAACCUUUACAGAACUCUCAAACUUGAGGGACAUUCAGAAAGUCUUGGAAGAGAAAUGCAUGAAAAUAGAAUUAGUGCAAGCCUACAAAAAUAAACAAGUCACUUUAGCCACGUAUAGCUCAUAUGUCGAUGAAGUAUUAUACCCCGAACGCAGUCGGUUGAGUAAGAAUGGAGAAAUGGCAUUGCUCAUGAAAAAUGAACCUUUAUUUCCGGGAACUAUUUCACCGAAAAUUACACUAGUCACCAAGACCAGUGUUACAGAACAAAUAAACGUAAUUUCACGUGUAAAUGAUCAAUGCUCACCACAAUAUUUAGAAACGCAAAAUCAGCCGAACAGAAUGAAAAGAGUUCAUCACUCCAAAUUCAAGAAUUCGCAAUGUUUACAUAACACAGAACUUACACCCCCAGUGUUUGGCCUCUAG
This is a messenger RNA of Acyrthosiphon pisum (pea aphid), 959 nucleotides long. RefSeq names its product spermatogenesis-associated protein 6. Lineage: Eukaryota; Metazoa; Arthropoda; Insecta; Hemiptera; Aphididae. The record is from RefSeq and is a predicted model, not a curated record. Gene Ontology annotation, molecular function: myosin light chain binding. Gene Ontology annotation, cellular component: sperm head-tail coupling apparatus. Bases 354 to 959 code for a protein of 201 amino acids. Gene Ontology annotation, biological process: spermatogenesis. The transcript is spliced from 5 exons.